This is a messenger RNA of Salmo salar (Atlantic salmon), 2255 nucleotides long. Its product is annotated as epithelial membrane protein 2. Gene Ontology annotation, cellular component: plasma membrane. The record is from RefSeq and is a predicted model, not a curated record. Lineage: Eukaryota; Metazoa; Chordata; Actinopteri; Salmoniformes; Salmonidae.
UGUUGAAAUAGUGGCUUUUGGGUAAUUGCAUGCAUGUGAGAGAGAGACCGAGAGAGCAACGGAGGGAGAGAGAAAAACGGAGGGAGAGAGAGAGAUAGAAAAAAGGAGUGAGAGAUUUGGGUGGGGUGUGGACUCGAGGAAAAGAGGGAGGGAAGUGGGUGGAGGUGUGGUUGUGAGUGUUUGUGCGUGCCUUGGCGGCGAGGGCUGAGUCUGACAUUUGGAACAUAGAGAGCAGAAGGAGUUGGGCUUCAACAGAAAGGCUACCAUCAAAAAUCAUCAUGUUGGUUCUUCUAGCCGGAAUCUUUCUCCUUCACCUCACCAGCAUCAUCCUCCUCCUAGUGGCAACUAUCGACAAUGCCUGGUGGAUGACAAAAAUCGUGUCCACUGAUGUGUGGGCCAGGUGGAUACUGACCAAUGGAACCUGGAGCUCCAACGAUCUCCCCAGCUACUACCAUCAAGAAUACCUCCAGGCAGUGCAGGCUAGCUCCAUUCUGGCCUGCAUAUUCUCUUCCCUUGGCCUGUUUGUGUUUGUGGGACAGCUCUUCACUCUGUCAAAGGGACAGAGAUUCACCUUCUCUGGCAUCUUCCAGCUCCUAGCCUGCCUGUGCAUCAUGAUCGCUGCUUCCAUCUACACAGACAUCUUUCACAAGAAUGAAUCGGAUGGUUGGUAUGGCCACUCCUUCAUUCUGGCCUGGAUCUCCUUUGCAUUCACCUUCAUCUCCAGUAUAAUCUACUUUGUCCUGCGAAAGAAGACAGCAAACUAGAAGCAGAAGACUAGCCCAAACCCAAGGGACAGGCUCAAUAUCUUACGAUCUGAUCGUUUUUUGUACAAUUAGGUAUGGAUAUGAGUGUGGAAUACAAAAGGGGAGAGUUGUUAUCCACAGAUUUUCAUCCAUGUAUCUCUUUUGGUUCCCACUGAAGUGUCUAAACAUAUGGAUUUACAUUUUACAUUUUAGUCAUUUAGCAGACGCUCUUAUCCAGAGCGACUUACAGUAGUGAAUGCAUACAUUUCAUACAUUUCUCUCCGUACUGGUCCCCCGUGGGAAUCGAACCCACAACCCUGGCGUUGCAAACACCAUGCUCUACCAACUGAGCCACACGGGCCUGCCAACAUAGUUAUAACCUACCUGUCCUCCCCACAUAGUUAUAACCUACCUGUCCUGCCCACAUAGUUAUAACCUACCUGUCCUGCCCACAUAGUGAGGUGGCAGGUAGCCUAGUGGUUAGAGCAUUGGGCCAGUAACCCAAAGGUUGCUAGAUCAAAUCCCCGAGCUGACAAGGUAAAAAUAUGUCGUUCUACCCCUGAACAAGGCAGUUAACCCACUGUUCCUAGGCCGUCAUUGAAAAUAAGAAUUUGUUCUUAACUGACUUGCCUAGUUAAAUAAAGGUUAAAAAAAUGAUAUAGUAAUAACUUACCUGUCCUGCCCACAUAGUUAUAACCUACCUGUCCUGCCCACAUAGUUAUAACCUACCUGUCCUGCCCACAUAGUUAUAACCUACCUGUCCUGCCCACAUAUUACCAAGUCCUUGUUUAGUUUUCAUGGACUCUUAAUAUAAAGUGGGACAACAUUUUCAAAGAUAAUGAAACUUUCACAGACCUCAUAUUUGUUGGAGAAGGUAUAGGGGAGUCAGAGAGUAUAGAGCGACAGUAUCUCAUUAUUUCAGAAUCAUAGUCCUGAACUAUUCUUGCUUUCAUUUGAUUUAUUUCUCAAUUAGGCUCAUAAUAAAACAAUGCCAAAACACUCAAAACCAAAUAGAAGAAUGAAUUGACUAGAGUGCCGCAAACAGAAUCCAAUUUCGGAAACUGUCAACGAUCAUUACCCCGUUUGACUUACAGCCCUACUAUAGUGUGCUGAAUAAGACAAAGAAUAUAAUGUAUUUGCCAAUGUCCAUAAAUGGAAUGGAUUAUUAUUUCUAACCUCACUGCUAACUGGACCCCUCCCCUUUUUAGUUAUGUAAUUAUUUUUGCCAAUUAUUUUAUGCUUUGUACCAUUAGUCUUAUUGUGUAGGUUAACUUCCGUUUGUCUGAAUCAACCUACCCCCAGACACACCCAUGGACUGACAGACGGAUAGAUCUUGAGUGCCUUGAAAUCUGACAGAGCAUGUUUGCUCGCUGCACAUUGAGAUAUGUGUAAAUAUGAACAUGUUUGGCUUCACAUUAUGCUUUGUAUGUCUAAUGCAAUUUUAUUUUUGUUACUAUUUCUUAUCAGUAUGAUAAUGAUAAUAAUUUGUAUUAAAACCUGAUUUAAAUCAAA